UUCAAGCACCACUGUAUCCACAGUUUGGUCUUUAACUGCAGGAAUGAUGAUUUCCAGAUGUUUCCCAGUUUGGUGAAGGCUUGGUGCAGGCCAAUAACAUUAUAUGUCAUGUGUCGUUAAUCUUUUUUUCUGAACCUUGAACCAUUUCUGGACCACGUCCCCAAUCAUCAUCAUCAUCAUGUAACCUGGAAAAACACGUUUUCUUUUGUCCCCUUCUUAUCUCUCUUUAUCUCUCAACCUUGUCACCGUGUGUAAUGGUCCUAAUGUAAGUGCUGUUGAAACGUACACCUCGCUCCAUCAACAUUUUACACGCCACAGAGGAACCCUUUCUUCUCACAGUGGAGCUUUGAGAGCUUUUCACAUGAUGCAGGAUUGUAAACUCAUAACCAGAAGGAUUUGUAGGAUUUUUACAAAGUCAACCAGUAAAUCAAAAGUCACAUUUCAGAACCUGUCGAUGAAGAGGCUCCAGACUGACUCCAAUAGUUAGCUGCUCGUUUGUGAAUCAAGUACACACAUCAGCUUGCUUUCAUUUGCAAAUGAAUAUGAAGUUAGUAAUGCCCUCCAAACAUUGCUCACCCCCCACCCUGAUAAACCCACUCAUACUGUUUAAGUGUAACUGGAGACCCAAUUGUGCUAACAUCCCUGCGAAGUAUUGGCUCAUACAGUCAAAUUCUUUUAAUGCUUCACUACCAUUUUCUCCCUCAACAUCUCCCUCUUCCACUCCGGCUGUAUCUGUUCCUGAAUUAUUCUUUGAAUUUAAUUCAGCGUCAUCCACCUCUCGUUCUUUAUCUGUUUCUCCAAGGUUAUCUCAGUGUGCUCUAUCUUUUUUCUCUGCAUGAAUAGAAAACUUAAACCCACAUGAGGAAUGUUCUGGUGCUCCUAAUGAGAUUAAGUACUGAAGCACUGUCACGUCUAGACACACUGGAUCCACAAUACGCAACCCACAGCCCACCCAUCCCCCCUCCCUCCUCCAAACACAGAAACAAGGAACAAGCUGGCCCUCAGGUAAGCUCACCUGCAUGGCCCGCAUUUUGUCAUCUGUCAUGGCUAUUAAUGCUUAACGUUGCUCUCCAUCAGUCCCUAUAAUGGACGUGAUCUUUCACUCCAGCUUCAUCUAGAAAGUGGCCCUGAUGCAUGUUCUAAAUAAAAUAAUUAAAGAAAUAAACAAAUAUGAUUCAAUAUUACUUUAGAAAUAUGGAUCAAGAGUUUGUAGGAUUCAAUAUUUAGAAAAUGAUGAACACAUUUUUUUUUCUUUAGACAGAUAAACAUCAUUUCUCUAAACAAAUUAUUAUAUAUUACUCUAGUAUUGUAAUCAUUUUGCAUAUUUUUUCCAAAUAGUUAUUGAAUAAUCAGCUUUAGGAUUUGGAAAUGUAAAGGACACAAUAAAACUAAUCGGGUGUAUUUCCUAUUGAUUCCCAUUGGGUUUUCUGCUCUCAGCCUGCUCACCGUAUUCACUGCUGAUAUAACGACCUUGUAUCUGUUGCUCCAGUGAAAAUGAACGGAUAAGUCUGUGUGAAUUAACAAACAUGUCCCAAGUAGACACACUCUUCUGAUUGUGUGAAUGUGUAAAUAUGCCAUUUAGACUGUAGCUCCUCCAUACCCUUAAUUCGCUUACUUUAACUAGCAGCAUUAGCAAGAUUUCAUUGUUGACUUGUGCUCUAGGAAUCCCUGUGCAUAUUUGCUUAAAAGUCUUUUAGCAGUUCAUAAAGACAGCCUGGUCCCCUUCCUGUUGGGACUCUAUCAAGGCUCUGCUAAGUCUCUUUGAUUUCCCAUCCUCCAAUCACAUCAUGACAUUGACUCAUCCCUGGGCCACUUCAAAGGCUGAGAAUAGGGGCCCAAGCUCCGCCUACUAGCAGUGUCCCCUUAAAUCUCCCAGAUGUCCUCUGUGCUCCUUAGAAAGGUGUCUAACCCUCAUCCUCUCCAUACCUCUGGACUUAACGUUAGUAUUUGUGGAUCUAACUGGAGCUUCAGGAAAUCAUAUGGAGAGCUUGGUGCUGUGAAUGAAAGGGAUUCUGGAAAACAUCUGAUUAUUCCCAUCUUGAUUUUUGCCACAGCCAAAGAAUCUUGAGAAAUGCAAGCUAUUCGAGGUAUGUUUGGGGUAUCAUUGUUUAUUGUGUUGAGAGAUUCUUGUGAAAUUUAGACUUGCUGUAUUAUAGAAGUUUAAAAAAAAAAAAAAACACCAUCAUCCUUCACGGAAUGCUAUGAGGUUUCAACCUCAUGCUGUCUCUUUCCUUGUUCUCUUUCACUCAGACCUCAAACACAACUUCAGUAUUCCACCUCCUUCUGCAAUGGCUGGAGCAACAGACUCCUUUCACCAAGGGAACAUCAGGAUAACCUUGGAGGACGCUGAGCUCUGGAAGUCCUUCCAUGAGAUCGGUACGGAGAUGAUCAUCACUAAGCCUGGCAGGAGAAUGUUCCCCCAUUGUAAGAUAAAUAUUUCUGGACUUGUUCCCUAUGCAAAGUACAUUCUUCUGGUGGACAUCGUGCCUGAAGAUGGCUUCAGAUACAAGUGGAAUAAGGAUAAGUGGGAAGUGGCGGGUAAGGCUGAGCCACAGCCACUACACAGGACCUACCUGCACCCAGACUCACCAGCUCCAGGAAGCCAUUGGAUGAAACAGUCGGUCUCCUUUCUCAAACUCAAACUCACCAACAAUGCCCUCGACCAACAUGGACAUAUCAUCCUGCAUUCCAUGCAUCGCUACCAUCCCCGAUUUCACAUCGUUCAAGCUGACGACCUCUACAGUGUACGUUGGAGUGUGUUCCAGACUUUCACGUUCCACGAGACCUCCUUUACUGCUGUCACGGCAUAUCAGAACACCAAGAUUACCAAGCUGAAAAUCGACAACAACCCCUUUGCCAAGGGAUUCAGAGAUGAGGGUAUGAACUCAAAAAGACGUGCAAACAGAGGUCCGGCUGAUGCUGAGCGGCUGGCUAAGAGGCUGAACUCGAUGAUCAGGAACUCAGAUCAAGGUAGUCCACCAGAUUUGCGCCGCUCUUCCUAUGAGGGUUUGGCAGAGGCACGAGCAGGAUGCAAGCAGGGAGUUAAAGAGGAGCCGAGUUCUCCAUGGGGGGGAGCAUCUGAUAGGGAAAACGGCCAAAGCCUAGAACGAGACUCCCCGCUGGGCUCUAAUGCUCGAGACUUGUACAGCUCUGAACAGCUCGUGCCAGGACACGGCACAUACCAACCUUACAGAUUUCCUGAUUACAACAAAUCCCCAUCACCAACCUCCUCCAGUAUGAGCAGCAGCGCUGGCCGCUCCAGUUUCGAAUCUCGAGUGCCUGAUAUAACCGCCGUGCCUGAGCAGGAAAGCAAAGCCACUGAUCUGGUUGUCCCACAGUGUCCUCCACCUGCCACGGCUGGUGUGCAGGACUAUGCGGGGCUGCUGAACGUCGCUGUGGCACCGGCUAAGCCAGGCAUGCUGGGACAUCAUGCACUCUAUGCACCCUACAGCACUGAGCAGUCCUUGAGCCAGUGGAGUGGAACAAGCUCAGCCCAGUACCCAUCCCACCCGCACCAUCACCACCACUUAGCAGCAGACUACGGGACCCAAUCUGUCCAUCAUGGCUACCACCAUGCGAACAUGGCCGACUGGAGCCAGUGCCCACUCUUCUCAUACUCCUGCUGGUGAUCAGAGAUGCAGGGCAAAUGAUGUCCUUGCUCAGCCUCUUUGGAGGGAAAGCGGAAAUCAGAAAAGCUCACAAGAAAUCUGAGACUGAGAUUAGUCAAACGUGAAGAAAUUGUUAUAUAAAGCAUUUUAGCAAAGUAGCUUUUUGUCGAUCUUAUUGCUCAAUUCAAUUGCUUCACUUCAAGACAGAACUAGCGCUGACUGCAUGGUGGUCAAAUGAUCUUAAAAGGAUGCAUGUUUCACCAGUGUUGUGCUUAAGUAUUAACUGCUUGCUUGGUGCCGCAAAAGGACUGGCUUUCUUUCAAACCGGUUGAAAUCUGGGUGCGUUUAUUUAUUUAGUGAAUGUUGCUUAAUAUUAUUUUUGUGUUUGCUGAAAAUUGUACUACAGAAACCUUAUGUGUGGAAAAAGUCAACAUUACGUAAAAGUCAGAUGUGGUUUUAUUUCUGUGUCGACAAUUGUGCGUGCUCAUUAACGUAAACGUAAGUGUCUUAGUUGCUUGUUAUGUCCUAUUUUUUAGGGGGAAGCGGAGUAGACAAGCGAGUCAGUAGGUAGAGUUGAUAAGAGUAAUUAGAAGGUCUGUGUUACAUCCUUAACUACCUACUCUGAUCUAAGAUCUGAUGGAUCAGAACAUCAGGAACCAGGUUUCUUCUGCAAUAUUUAUGCUUCAUUAGAAAGACUGAGUCUGUUGCGAGGCAAUUGCAUAAUUUCUCAAUAUUUUUCAGGUUUGUUUACACAAACAGACCACAGCACAUUCGAAAUACGGACGUGCCGAUGACAUUUAGCUGUUAAAAGGUUCAUCUUUUAGUCACGUUUUCAAAACAACAACAACACAAUAUAGUCAGUCAUUGUAAAAAAUUCUUUUUGCACUCACAAAGAGAAACACUUACGGUAAACAUAAAUCUCAGGGUAAUAAAGAAUCUGAUACAAAAUAUGAGUUUCUGAUUAGAGAACAGUAUCACUGAAAUGAGUGCAUUUUACUUGUUCAAAAUAUACAUUCAUUUACGCUUCGCCCCUGGUGUUGAUUUGCUCAUUUUUGUUUGUUUUUCUCAUUUUCCCUUUCUUUUGUUGACACUAAUGACGUUCCCACCCAACUCCACAACUCUUUCUGUGCACACACUCAUAUUGAGAGCUUUUCUAUGACACUGAAAGACUCCUAAGCAGCGUGAAAAUGGGGGGAUGGCUGACUCAUUUCACAUCUGAAAAGAGCAGACACUGAUGUCUCCACCGUCCCUGAUCUCAGGUGCUAAUCACUGCUGUAAAAGAGGGAGGGGUGGGUGUAUGUGAGUGAGAGAGUGAAUCUCACGUGGGAAAAAAUUGGUCUCAAUGAUGAUGUCUCAAUCAUCAUCAUCACGUUGUCCAAAUUACUGAGAGUUUAAUUUCCAUAUUUUUAGUGUAUUCUGUGGAAACAUGGACACUUUGUGUCUUUUUAAUUUGUUUUAGGAAGCUUGACGGGUAUAAUUUUCAUACCAAAUACUAAGUAGGGAUCGCAGCAUCUGCUUUCUUUGAGAAAGACUGGAGUAAAUCCAGGUAAAACCUAUAGAUGAGUGAAUUUUGUAUCUGAAGAACAAUGGGCAGUAAAGUAAUUUUGGUGUGGGAAAGUAAUAUUUUGGAUUAAAUACUAUAUAGUGGACACAUAUGUUUUGAUUGAAUGAAACUCAUUUUCAACCUCUGCUGAAUUACAUUAUGUUCAGUUCAUUCACGCAUUUAGCACAUUCAACUACAACUACAAGUGGGGGUGGAAUAACCUAGACAGGUAACUAUAUGAUAUAGGAGUAAUCUUUAAACAAAUUGUACGGUCAAUGUUAUAUUUAACUAACUACACCGGUGACUGUCAGCUUUCCGUAUAUACACUACCGUUCAAAAGUUUGGGGUCACUUUGAAAUGUCCUUAUUUUUGAAAGAAAAGCACUGUUCUUUUCAAUGAAGAUCACUUUAAACUAAUCAGAAAUCCACUCUAUACAUUGCUAAUGUGGUAAAUGACUAUUCUAGCUGCAAAUGUCUGGUUUUUGGUGCAAUAUCUCCAUAGGUGUAUAGAGGCCCAUU
Neoarius graeffei (lesser salmon catfish) is the source of this 5669-nucleotide messenger RNA. It is a transcript of the gene tbx16, whose product is annotated as T-box transcription factor 16. The transcript is spliced from 8 exons. Gene Ontology annotation, cellular component: nucleus. Gene Ontology annotation, biological process: pattern specification process; positive regulation of DNA-templated transcription; heart morphogenesis. The record is from RefSeq and is a predicted model, not a curated record. Gene Ontology annotation, molecular function: DNA-binding transcription factor activity, RNA polymerase II-specific; RNA polymerase II cis-regulatory region sequence-specific DNA binding. The coding region runs from base 2202 to 3629 and encodes 475 amino acids. NCBI's taxonomy places the organism in Eukaryota, Metazoa, Chordata, Actinopteri, Siluriformes, Ariidae.